Messenger RNA from Sciurus carolinensis (gray squirrel), 1014 nucleotides. Its product is annotated as lipid droplet-associated hydrolase-like. Gene Ontology annotation, molecular function: lipase activity. Lineage: Eukaryota; Metazoa; Chordata; Mammalia; Rodentia; Sciuridae. The record is from RefSeq and is a predicted model, not a curated record. Gene Ontology annotation, biological process: lipid storage. Gene Ontology annotation, cellular component: lipid droplet.
UCCCCAGGAGCCAGAGCUGAAGCCUUGUGGGUGGACAGAAAUGGGCUCAGAAAUCAAGGAAGAAAUCCCUUUACAUGAGGAAUUUGUUCUGUGUGGUGGAGUUGAAACACAGGUUCUAAAAUGUGGUCCCUGGGGUGACCUCUUUAAUGAUCAAAAUGUCAGCAGACCUAAACUGCUUAUUUUCAUUAUUCCUGGAAACCCGGGUUUUUCUUCUUUUUAUGUGCCAUUUGCAAAGGCUUUGUACUCUUUGACAAACAAAUGCUUUCCUGGGCAUGCCUUGGCCCCCAAAGACACGAAGAUUCUUACAGCAUCAGAGGAUGCAAAUGCUCAAGAAAUUAAGGACAUCUAUGGACUACAUGGUCAAAUAGAACACAAACUAGCUUUCCUGAGAACCCAUGUGCCAAAGGAAGUAAAGCUUAUACUCAUUGGCCAUUCAAUAGGCAGCUACAUUGCUCUUCAGAUCUUGAAGCGUGCCCCCGAGCUUCCAGUCAUUCACACCUUCCUACUGUUCCCAACCAUUGAGAGAAUGGCCGAAUCACCCAAAGGCAGGAUUGCCACUCCACUUCUGUGCUGGUUUCGAUAUGCUCUCUAUGUCACUGGCUACUUAUUACUUAUACCAUGUCCCGAGAAAAUCAAGUCCUUGUUAAUCAGAAUGGCCCUUCAAGCAAUGAACUUGAAGACGGAAUUUUUACAGACGAAUAUAUUACAACCGUUCUGCCUUGCUAAUGCUGCCUACCUUGGAGGCCAAGAAAUGAUGCAGGUGGUGAAGAGGGAUGAUGAAAUCAUAAAGGAACAUUUAUCUAAGCUUACAUUUUACUAUGGUACCAUAGAUGGCUGGUGUCCAAAAAAGUAUUAUGAAGACAUCAAGAAAGAUUUUCCAGAAGGAGAUAUUCGACUCUGUGAGAAAAAAAUACCUCAUGCUUUUAUCCUCCAUUUUAGCCAAGAAAUGGCUGACAUGAUUGCUGACUGGCUGAAAGCUAAUCUGUCCAAAAUAUAAUGAGACGCAGGAAACAA